Messenger RNA from Misgurnus anguillicaudatus (oriental weatherfish), 7180 nucleotides. The record is from RefSeq and is a predicted model, not a curated record. Lineage: Eukaryota; Metazoa; Chordata; Actinopteri; Cypriniformes; Cobitidae.
ACCUUAAAUGUGAAGAUGUUUGGAAGUGACUCAAAGAAAUGGUUUAUCAAGAAGAACACAAGACAAAGAAAUAAAGGGAAGAAACCUGCCAACAGAAGGAAGAAGAAGGUUGCCAAGAUUCUGAAGCAGAACAGGGAGAUGAUCCUGAAAGAGCUCGAUGUCAAUAAGGUCCUGCCAUACCUGGUGUAUGAUAAAGUGUUUUCUCUUGGGGAAUACAAAGAGAUACUGAGCCAGGACUCCGGCAAGAAGCAAACAGAACUGUUUCUGGAUCAGCUGUCUCAGAAGGGACCGAACGCUUUUAAAGACUUCUGCUCUGUGCUGGAGGAAGCGUGUCCUCACCUGCUCACCUGUUUUCUCCUGGAUUGUGAAGAUGGCUCAUCUGAAGGAAACACGAAGCAAGGACAAACAAAAGCAUCCCACAGCCAAGCGAAUGUGCCGUCCAAGAGACAAGAGACGGCUUGUUUUCUAUCUAUGUACACAGACCCACUUUUUGACACGAGGAUCUUCCCUAAACACGACAAAGACAAAUACGGCCCUGCAGUUUACUACCCCAAGAUCAACGCAUAUAUCCACACCCCAGAAAACAUUUCUGUGCUGGAUGAGUCGGAGGGAUCUACGCACGGCAAGCCAUCCCUGCGCAGAAUCAAGGGCCGAAUUCAUCGCAGCAAAAGCCUGGACAGCAUCGACCUGCUGGACUCAAACCACCCGGGUUCGGUUUCGGGAUUGCAAUCUCAGGUGGAAGGGAUAACCCUCACUUUCAGAGCGGUGAGACAUCUAUUGUCAUAUCUGAUGUACUGAAGGGAGGACCAGCUGAGGGCUUACUGCAAGAGAAUGACAGAGUGGUGAUGGUCAACGCCGUCUCUAUGGAUAACGUGGAUCACGCGUAUGCUGUGCAGCAGCUUCGCAAGAGUGGGAAGAAUGCAAAAAUAACCAUCAGGAGAAAAAGGAAGGUUCAAGCCUCCCAGGGCCGGCCAGGCGAGCGCGAGACCAUGUCGGAGCACGACGAGGAUGACGACAGCUACGAAGAUGAGAUUUAUGAGUCCCGAAGUGCACGUAGUGGGCCCAGUGCCUACAGCGGAGGCGGGGCCACGGGCCGAAGAAACGGCAGGGGCGACCGGGUGGGCGGGAGGAAGGACCGAGACAGAGAGCGCAGCGGCUCCAGAGAGAGGAGUCUGUCCCCACGCUCGGACCGCCACUCUGUGUCCUCCAACCUCCCUCCACGCCCAGCCAAGGUCACCCUCGUCAAGUCUCGCAAAAAUGAAGCAGAAUAUGGGCUUCGCCUGGCCAGCCACAUCUUCGUAAAGGACAUUUCUCCUGAGAGCCUGGCGGCCCGAGACGGAAACAUACAGGAGGGAGAUGUGGUGCUCAAGAUUAAUGGCACAGUGACGGAGAACCUGUCCCUGAUCGAUGCCAAGAAGCUGAUCGAGAGGUCGAAGGGCAAGCUUAAGAUGGUUGUGCAGAGAGACGAAAGGGCGACUCUGCUCAAUAUCCCAGAUCUAGAUGACAGUAUUCCUUCAGCUAACGCUUCUGAUCGAGAUGAUAUUUCAGAUAUCCACUCCGUGGGGUCUGAUCAUUCCAACCGAUCCCACGACAGGAAAAGGAGCAGUCGUUCACGUUCUCCGGACCGUCGUUCUGAGCCAUCGGACCACUCGAGACACUCACCGCCGCAGAUCAGCAACGGCAGGGCCACAGGGCCGACGACUCAGAGAACCCGGCCAGCCCACAGGAGUCGUGAUGAGGAGAGGAUCUCGAAAGCUGGGCCGCUCCCCCUACCUGCUAAGAUGGUGGAGGAAAUGCCGAAAGAGCAGAGCGCAAGCAGAGAAGAGAAACAGCUCCCCCCUCUGCCAGAGCCCAAGCCUGUGUACGCCCAACCCGGUCAGCCCGACGUAGACCUGCCUGUUAGCCCGGCAGACGCACCUGUGCCCAGCGUCACCCACGAUGACAGCAUUUUGCGGCCGAGCAUGAAGCUGGUGAAGUUUAAGAAGGGCGAGAGCGUCGGGUUGAGGCUCGCUGGUGGGAAUGAUGUUGGGAUAUUUGUAGCUGGUGUAUUGGAGGACAGUCCUGCUGCUAAAGAAGGCUUGGAAGAGGGAGACCAGAUUCUCAGGGUAAACAAUGUGGACUUUGCGAACAUCAUCCGUGAAGAGGCAGUCCUGUUUCUGCUGGACCUGCCCAAAGGAGAGGAGGUCACCAUACUGGCCCAGAAAAAGAAAGAUGUGUACCGGCGAAUCGUCGAGUCCGAUGUGGGAGACUCAUUCUACAUCAGGACCCAUUUCGAGUAUGAGAAGGAGUCACCAUACGGUCUGAGCUUCAAUAAGGGCGAGGUCUUCAGAGUGGUCGAUACCCUUUACAAUGGCAAACUGGGCUCCUGGUUGGCUAUCCGCAUCGGCAAGAACCACCAGGAGGUGGAGAGAGGCAUCAUCCCUAACAAGAACAGAGCCGAGCAGCUGUCGAGCGUACAGUACACUUUACCAAAAACCCCAGGAGGGGAUCGUGCCGAUUUCUGGCGGUUCCGUGGUCUGCGAAGCUCCAAGAGGAACCUGAGAAAGAGCAGAGAGGAUCUUUCUGCUCAGCCUGUCCAAACCAAGUUCCCUGCUUAUGAGAGAGUGGUGCUCAGAGAAGCUGGUUUCCUGAGGCCUGUUGUGAUUUUCGGUCCCAUUGCGGAUGUUGCACGGGAGAAACUGUCCAGAGAAGAGGCCGACCUCUUUGAACUUGCAAAGAGUGAACCCAGAGAUGCUGGCACGGACCAGCGCAGUUCCGGAAUCAUCCGUCUCCAUACCAUUAAACAGAUCAUUGACCGAGACAAACACGCAGUGCUGGACAUCACCCCCAACGCGGUGGAUCGGCUGAACUACGCUCAGUGGUACCCCAUCGUGGUGUUCCUCAAUCCGGACAGCAAGCAGGGCGUAAAGAACAUGAGGACCAGGCUCUGUUCCGAAUCCAGGAAAAGUGCCAGAAAGCUGUACGAGCGUGCUCUCAAGCUAAGGAAAAACAAUCAUCACCUUUUCACCACUACCAUUAAUCUGAACAACAUGAACGACGGCUGGUAUGGUGCCUUGAAAGAGACCAUACAACAGCAGCAGAACCAGUUAGUCUGGGUCUCAGAGGGCAAGGCAGACGGCACUCCUGACGAUGACCUCGACAUCCACGACGACCGCCUCUCCUACCUCUCGGCGCCGGGCAGCGAGUACAGCAUGUACAGCACCGACAGCCGCCACACCUCCGACUACGAAGACACGGACACAGAAGGCGGGGCCUACACCGACCAGGAGCUGGACGAGACCAUGAACGACGAGGUGGGCCUGCCCAGCGAGCCGGCCAUUACACGCUCUUCCGAACCUGUCAGAGAGGACCCUCCGGUCAUCCAGGACCCAGCCGGGUACCCAAGCUACCAGCAUGCCGUAGCCCAACCGGAGCCAGUGAAACGAAUCGACCCAGCUGGCUUUAAAAUGGCAGCACCCCAGCAGCAAACUCAGGCCACUCUGGCCUCACCACCCCCUCCCUCAUCACUGGCAGCAACGUCCCCUACCGUCGAACCCGCCGCGCCACUAGCGGGUACGAACCCAGAGGAGCCGCCUGUCUCCCCUCUGGCCGACUCCCUAAACAGCCCUGCCCCCGUUCCCGACCCCCAGCCCGAACCCGAGCUCGCUCAGCCCCCAACACACGACCCCCACCAGUCGCUUCCACAUGGCCCAGAUCCUAAGAUGUAUAGAAAGGAUCUGUACAGCAUAGACGAGUCGGUCCGUGUGAACCACGGCGUGAAGCCUCCCCCUCCCUCGCAGCCACAACAGCAGCAGCAGCCUUUAGCCCCUCCCACCACGCUACCCUACAGCCACCAGCCUGUCUACCAGGACCAACAGCCAUACCGCCAGUACGACCACCCGCCUUACGGCUACGACGGUGGCGGCUAUGCACAACCAAAGCCUCACAAUUACGACUCGCAUCUGCACUACGACAACCGUGUGCCUCACUACAACGAGCAGUGGCCACCUUACGACCAGCAGCAGACUCCACCCCAACCGCCGCCCGCACCCAGCUACCCUCAGGGCCACCAGCCUCCUCCCUCCGUGGGGUACGAGAUCCGCUCUCCGUACGAGGACGGCCCCACAAGGGAUUACAGCCCACCUCAGUCUAACUACGAAGGGGCGCCCCCUAUGGGUUACGAUAACCGUCCGCGACACCCCAAACCCGCGCCGGUGCGCUACGAAGAGCCGCCACCUCCCCCUCCAGCAUCCUCCUAUGAGGCCCGCUCGCCUUUCCAACCCGACCCGCACGGUUUUCCAGGAAACGCACACCGGUCCCCGGAUCCUCCUAAGCAGUAUUACGGCGAUGCUGGAAUGAGACCGCCGUACAACCCUAUGGGACCUCCGAACCGUGUGUAUAAACCGCCCCAGCACGAACCUUUGAUGAACUCAGAACCUCCUCCUCCACCUCCCAAACCCGAGGUCGUCUUGUCUCCAGGGGAAUCUUCUCACACAGCGGCUUCAAAACUUUUGCCUCCUCCUCCCAGGGAUGAUGAGGAUGAUGAUGAUCCUGCAAUGAAGCCUCAGUCUGUGCUCAACAGGGUCCGAAUGUUCGAGAACAAACGUUCGGUGUCUGUAGACCGAGCCAAGGACACUGGAGAUGUAGCAGGAAUCAGGCCCGCCGAUCUUCCGAAACCUGUGAGCACCCCGGGUCCUGUGCCUAAAGCCAAUUCACUCAGCAAUCUUGAGCAGGACAAACCAUCUUACAGAGCUCCAGAGCCCCAGAAACCUCAGUCGCGUGUAGGGGACGAGGUGGUUCGCACCAAUCAUUAUGACCUGGAUGAAGAUGAAGAGUAUUACAGGAAGCAGCUGUCUGUAUUUGACCGUCGCAGCUUUGACAGCAAGGGCAUGAAUCAGCCCAACCCUGGAAUCAAUCGCUUCCACGAGCCGCCCAAACCGCCUCAGAUAGGAUAUCCUUUUGCCAGAACGGAGUCUGUAGAGAAGAUAAGCCCUGUCGACAAGAGGUACGAACCUUUAGCGCCCGUCAACCCAUCACCUGCUCCGUAUAUCCAACCCACUCCUGUUGCUCCGCCCACUUCCCUGCCUAAACUUAGCAACAUAGAAGUCAAUUCGCUCCCAGAUCCUCACAGUUCUCCCAAAGCCAAACCGGACCUGUCCGCUCUCAGAGCCCCCGCUCGGGACGACCCCAUCCAGACCAACUACCAACCCCCCAAGUCCUCCGUCAACGGCACCGACGUCCCUCCCAAAACGCUGGGCAUCCCGACCAGCUACAACCGCUUCGUCCCCAAGCCGUACACCAGCACCGCCCGGCCCUUUGAGCGCAAGUUCGAAAGCCCAAAAUUCAACCACAACUUGCUUCCCAACGACACUCAGUCCAAGCCCAGCAUCAAUAACAACCUGAAACCUCAGAUCUCACCACAGCCCCUGGACACAGACAGCGGGGUGGACACCUUCACUCGAACAAUGGACAACAGGCCCAAAUAUCAGCACAACAACAUCAGCGCUGUUCCCAAAGCCGUUCCCGUCAGCCCUAGUGCAUUGGAUGAUGACGAUGAAGAUGAAGGUCACACGGUGGUUGCCACGGCGCGGGGUAUCUUUAACUGUAACGGUGGAGUCUUGAGCUCAAUAGAGACGGGAGUCAGCAUCAUUAUUCCUCAAGGUGCCAUCCCGGAUAGUGUGGAACAGGAGAUUUACUUCAAAGUGUGUCGAGACAACAGCAUUCUGCCCCCAUUGGACAAAGAGAAAGGUGAAACACUGCUGAGUCCCCUGGUGAUGUGCGGCCCUCACGGUCUGAAGUUCUUGAAGCCCGUUGAACUCCGUCUACCACACUGUGCGUCUAUGACCCCUGAUGGUUGGUCUUUUGCUCUAAAAUCCUCCGACUCCUCGUCGGGGGAUCCCAAAUGCUGGCAAAACAAGUGUCUACCAGGAGACCCCAAUUACCUUGUGGGUGCUAACUGUGUGUCCGUGCUGAUCGAUCACUUCUGAAGAAAGCAACAGCUGGUCUGUUACCGAAAGUGAACGUUGAGACUGAGGCCGUGAGGAAGAUCGCUUCCCUUCUUCAUCCCUUGAUCUCCACCACUUUAUGAAGUAUUAAUUCUUUCCACUUUUCUUUGGGCUGAAGCGUCGUACCCAAAAAAUAAUGACUCUGGAGGACAAGGGAUUUUGCUUUACUUUUUCACUUUUUUUGCCUUUUUCUUUCCCUUUUGGUGCUUGAAGACUUGCAAAAAAUAACUGAAUAAAUAAAUUAACGAAGAAAUGGAACUGCAUGACCUGUGCCACAGACAGUAUGAAAACGAUCCCAUUUUUGACAUUUGUAGCCUCCUUUCUUCUCCGGAUAAGUACGAGCGGAACUGGAAAAAUCGAUGGAAAAUGUACAAAUUAGCGUGACGUCCUACCCGCAAACAGAAAAGAUGACGUAUGUAGGUUCACGGUCAUGUGUUUUCGUGGAACGCCGUAACGGAUCUCUUCGGAUCUGGGAAUAAAGCAUGUGGGUUUCUAGAACAAUUGUGACAUUUUGAUGUGAAGAAUGUGACUGUUGCACUCAUUUGCUAAAAGACUUCCCUCUCUCCGGCUAAAAACAAAAUGGGCUCUACAUUUUGAAGCGACCUUUUCUAGCGAUGUUUUACUGUAGAUAAACUGUGGUUUUCCGAAACUCCUGCUGUUUAGAGAUCUAUGCAUGUGCUAUGACUCAGGUCCAAACGCCUGCUACUAAGUUGAUACACAAACCUACCCAUCAUACACUGCAAGCAGUGAUGCCUUAUCUGCAUUCUUUUCCUCUUCUUUUGACCCGAAAGACGAGCGAAAGUCGAAUUUCUGUUACAGAGGGAAGUUACAUGAAGGAUACGAAGUUCUCCCGCCAUGAAGUCGCUGAGCUGGGAUAUUUAGCACACACGAAUAAUUAAGUCUGAACAACAGGUCUGCUUUAUUCCACUGCUAUGCAUAUAAAGUUAAAUAUACACUAGGAUAUGUUUAAAUUACAGCUGUAUAUAUAUUGUGCUAGCAUAUGGCCUUGGUUCGCUGUAAAUUACCUUUUGUACAUCUUUGUUAUUUUGUAUAAAAACGUAACAUGGAAAAGUUUCUUAAAAAAAAAAAGAAAACUGUAACAUUGGUUAUGUUUGUAUUCCGGUUACACUUCUGAGCCUUGGAAUUUAACUUAGCAGUACAGAGAAAAUUUAAAUGAAUAAAAAAUUAAAAUGAAA